Messenger RNA from Pocillopora damicornis (cauliflower coral), 1816 nucleotides. RefSeq lists its product as uncharacterized. Lineage: Eukaryota; Metazoa; Cnidaria; Anthozoa; Scleractinia; Pocilloporidae. Gene Ontology annotation, molecular function: protease binding; death domain binding. The record is from RefSeq and is a predicted model, not a curated record. Gene Ontology annotation, biological process: signal transduction; regulation of apoptotic process.
AUCUCGUCGUCUUUCGUUGAUUAUCUGGCAAACUCUGGGUCAAAGAGAUGACGGAGCUCGAAGUGUUUUGGUAUUGUGAAUAGGCUUCUUCUUCUGUGAUUUAAAUGUCAUUUAUGUAGGAAAUAUUUGGUUUCGGAAAGAAGUCAUUUCGUAAUUGAUAACUAAAGAAGACUCUCUGUGCUUCCGCUUUUGCCUUCUAAAAUGGAAGAGGAACACAGAAAAAUCCUUCGAAAGCAUCGACAAGUGCUUGUAAGGGACCUAGAACCUCUGAAGCUGUUAAACAGACUUGACGUUCUUGGUGAUGAUGAUCGGGAGCUGGUGAAAGCAAAGAAAACACGAUCAGAACAGGCUGAAGAAUUACUCGACAUGCUUCCCAGAAAGGGAGAUGAUGCUUUUCAGAACUUUAUCACAGCUCUGUACAAUAGUAGCCAGAGAUUCCUCGCGGAGCCUCUCAUAAGGGCUUCAGGAAUGGACGAGUCAAGUUUUUUGAAAGAUGAGGUUGGUAUGACAGAAGAACACAAGAGAGUGCUUCGCACAAGUUCAGAUCAAUUUUCUUCCAUGGAUAUAAAAAAGUUGCUACCUUAUCUAACCAAAGUGCUUGAUGAGUAUGACAAACAAGAACUGCAAAGUGAUCAAAAGUCAAACUGCACCAAAAUGGAUCAACUGCUGACUGAAAUACUUCCAAAAAAGGGUCCUGAAGCAUUUAGAUAUUUUGUGAAAGCACUAGAGAUCUUUGAUUCACCAUUGGCUAAAAAAAUACAGGAAUCUGGAAGAGAAGGAUCUCCUAAUGAUGAAAAAUCAUCCACACAUAUUGGUUCCAUACAAGAAACCUCUGUUUACUCAUUAAAAUCGGAAGUCCAAGAUAUUUUAGAUGAGCAACCCGAGGUGUUUGGAAAAUUCUGUAAAGAAAUGGACAAAGAAAUUUUUGGGAAUGGAUGGAAAAGACUUUUCAAAGAACUUGGCUUGCCAGCUGAGGGAGAAUCUUUUGUGGAAAAAGAACCUGGAAGCCAUACACUCAAUGUUAUCAAGGGCUGGAUUUCUCUUGAUGGAAGUAGGGCUACUGUUCAGACUCUCCUUGAUGCUGUAAAUCGUUCUCAGCGCAAAGAUUGUGUACGCUACCUUCUGAAACCUCUUAACCUUGGCCAGGACAAUGUUGAUAGCCCUGUUAAUGAUAUGACAAAGAAAUUUGAGAGUUUAAGUCCGAGAGAAGUUAAAUGUUUUGGAGACCUAACCCUCGAUGAAGCAACUCGUAUCACAAAUAAGCUGGGACAGCUUGCAAUAAACCGGUUGAGGAGUGAACUUGAAAAAGUGCCUGGGCAAAACAAAACGUCCCUACCAGAAAUGAUGCUAGAAAGCAAAAAUUACUCCAUUCGUAGAUACACAAACCUGAUUACAGAUGGUGAAAGACCAAGUGUGAUAAAGACAUUUAGGCAGGCCUUGCCUGCUCAUAAGGGAGUCAUUGGUCCACUGCUGUCACCCCAUACGUUUGUAAGAGAGAUACGCUACUCCCAUCGAAGAGACCUGACCAGAAACUUGUGUGCGAACGACAAUUGGAAAGCUUUAGCAGAGAAACUUGGUUUGGACAACACCACCAUCCAAUACCUUGACAACAGAAGAAUAGAAAAUCCAGCUGAUGAAGUCUUAAGAAAUUGGGAGGUCAAGGCUCAUAGCACAGUAGGAAAACUGUAUGAUAUUCUUGUUGAACUAGAUUACCCAAUCAUAGCUGAUUAUUUGUAAAGAGCAACUGUUUCUAGGGAACUGUUUUUUAGUAACGGAAAUAAUGCGUUUUUCGAUAAAGUGUAAAUCAUAACAACUU